GAACGGCUUGUUCGAAAAUACAACAAGGAAGUGACCAUUUAUUGUGAAGGAAAAUAAUCACCGGAGAAAACAGCUCUUCGAGUCGGGGGUCUCUUCGCUCGGUUGUUGGGUGUCGGGGGGGGGCUAAAGUCACCGUGGACUUGCCCGGGAGCCCGUUUGUGAUCGUCUCGAGGGGUUCUGCCUUUAGCCAGCGAGCCAGCUAGCUAGCGAUGAACACGGACGUGGAAUUUCACAUCAGGCAGAACUAUCCGUGGAACAAGCUCCCCGCCAACGUCAAACAGAGCUUGGGGAACUCUCAGCGCGAGUAUGAGAAGCAUGUGCUGCUGUACAGCAUCCGCAACCAGCUGCGAUUCCGCAAUAACCUAGUGCGCCACGUGAGGAAGGAUGAGCGCAAGUAUUACGAGGAGCUCCUGAAGUACAGCCGGGACCACCUGAUGCUUUACCCGUACCACCUGUCUGACAUCAUGGUCAAAGGGCUGCGAGUCACUCCGUUCUCAUAUUACAUAGGAAUCAUGGAGGAUAUUAUGAACAGCGAGAAGAGUUACGACUCCUUGCCCAACUUCACUGCUGCUGACUGUCUUCGGCUGCUUGGCAUUGGGAGAAACCAGUACAUUGACCUGAUGAACCAGUGCAGGUCCUCCAAAAAAUUUUUCCGCAGGAAAUCGGCACGGGACCUGCUACCGGCCAAACCAGUAGAGAUCUCUGUAGAGCCAUGGUGGGUUGCACAGACUGGCUACAUCACAGAGGACGAUAUCAGGAUCUGUUCCCCAGCAGAGAAGAAAGCCAUCGAUAAGAUGAUAGAUUCUGGCCCUCAGCUGGCUGGAUCGAUGGAGUACAAUGUAGUUUUAAGCUUGUACAACCGGGGCUUCAUCUAUUUGGAUGUUCCCAUAUCUGAUGACAGCUGCAUCUCAGUGCCCCCGUUGGAAGGCUUUGUUAUGAACCGUGUCCAGGGUGAUUACUUUGAAACGCUUCUCUACAAAAUCUUUGUGUCCAUUGAUGAGCAGACAAACGUAUCGGAGCUGGCGAAUGUGUUGGAGAUUGACUUGGACUUAGUAAAGAAUGCAGUGUCCAUGUACUGUCGCCUUGGCUUCGCUGUAAAGAAAGGGCAGGUGUUCAGCUCAGACCAGCUCCACCCCACCUGGAAGAACGCCCCGUCUGUCAACAGGCUCAAGAGCACCAUGGACCCUCAGAAGAUGCUGCUGUCCUGGGAGCAGGGCAGUCCUGUCAUGGAGGGAGGCUCUUCUGCCACCGACACCGACACCACCAGUCUGGAAGACCAAGCAGACACAGCCAGCGUUAGCAGCCUGAGCAUCCCAGCCGCACCGACCAAGAGGAUCGCCUUCCUCUUUGACUCCACCCUUACAGCCUUCCUCAUGAUGGGCAACCUGUCUCCGAACCUGAAGAGCCAUGCAGUGACCAUGUUUGAGGUGGGUAAGCUGUCUGAUGAGACUCUGGACACCUUCCUGGCUGAGUUGGAGAAGGUGGAGAGCACAGCAGAGGGCGAGGCCCAGCGUUACUUUGACCACGCUCUGACCCUGAAAAACACCAUCCUCUUCCUGCGCUACAACAAAGAACUCACUCAGGACCAGGGACCUGAUAUCCCAAAUAUAGGUUUCCCUUUGGACAUGUUGCGCUGUGAGAGCCUGCUGGGUCUGGACCAGGCCACCUGCAGCCGCGUCCUCAACAAGAACUACAAGCUGCUGGUGUCGAUGGCGCCGCUCAGCAACGAGAUUAGACCCAUCAGCAGCUGCACGCCUCAGCACAUUGGCCCGGCCAUCCCUGAGGUGAGCUCCAUCUGGUUCAAGCUGUACCUGUACCAUGUGACCGGCCAAGGCCCGCCAUCUCUGCUGCUUUCCAAAGGCUCCAGGCUCCGCAAACUGCCGGACAUAUUCCAGGUCUAUGACAGGUUGUUGAUAACUUCCUGGGGUCACGACCCCGGAGUCGUCCCUACGUCUAACGUGCUGACCAUGCUCAAUGAUGCCCUCACACACUCCGCUGUUCUCAUCCAGGGUCAUGGUAUGCAUGGCCAUGGAGAAACAAUCCACAUCCCGUUCCCAUUCGAUGAGGAGGAUCUGAAAGGAGAGUUCUCCUACUCCAACAUGUGUGUGCACAAAGCGCUGCAGAAGCUGAAGGAACACGUCGACCUGGAGCACCAGUGUGGUUACAUCACCAUGCUCAACUCCAACAACAGGCACCGUCGCAGGGCCAGCGACAGCGCUGAGUGCAGAGGAGACACCCAUCUAGGUGGAGGCCUGGACACUAAUGGCAGCACUGAGUCCUUUGAGCUCGUGACAGAAGAGAACAAUGGGGAAGGCAAAGGAAAAACAGACACCCUUUCGUCUGAAGAUGAGUGGGUCCCUCUUGAACUUUGCUUCGGCAUGCCUCUCUUCAGCUCCGAGCUCAACCGUAAAGUGUGUCGAAAGAUCGCCUCGCACAAACUCUGCAGCAACGAAAGCCUUCAAGAACUACUUCACUCAAGCCGAAAGCUAUCGCUGAAGGUGUUGAGCUUUGUUCAGUCAUUCCAGGACGGCGGCCAGCCCUCCGACCUGGACAGCGGCGUGUCUAACCCUCUCAGUCAGCCCCCAGCAGAGUCCGGUGUCCCCCUGCCCGCCCUCAACCUCCUCUUCAAGGACGGACAGCUGAAGGAGUGGAGCGGGCGGGCCCCUCCAGCUCUGGACAUCUCAGCCCUGCAGAAGGACCAGCCCACAUAAACACCCCCCCCCCCAAAAAAAAAACAAAAAACUUCCAGAUUUGGUCACGAGGAAAAGACGGCAUCUCCAUGUAAAGGACCACCCACUCUUGCAGCGUCACGUCUCACUGAGGAAAUGCUUACACAAGGUUCAACCCUGCAUCUUCAUAUCUGAUCACAAGGAAACACUCAGUCAUAAACUUUGCCCUCUUGUCCGUAAGUACCCAGCCAUGGGAAAAUUAGCCUUGCCUGUACUUUGUCAUUUACAUACUGUAUGAGGAACCAUCCUUGCCAACACUAGUUUGAACCCCCUCCCCGCUGUUUCCCUCUGUGAUUCCUCUUAUUCUUAGGCAGUGUUAUCUGUUGGAGUGGUGCUAUUAUCACAGUAUAUAACAGUAAUGCAGGUAAACAGCAUAUAACCUGGAAGACCAUUUAACUGGAAACCCAAGCCCUGUUCCACACUGACUACCCCCCCUCCCACCCUUCAAUCAAUGGAUGUUUUGUGAUCCUUGAGAGCGGAGCGAAAAAGUGGUUAAUAUUAUUGAUGUUCUAAAAAUGACCCACAAAAUAACCGAUGAAGUGUUGAACAGACUUCUUCAGGAAUCAUUUUACGAAAAACCAAUGACCAAGUCAUUGGACUUGUCAGAGAAAAGGAGAGAGCCUAAAAACAGGCUCCCCCGCUGCCUCCCUGUGUUUUCCCAUGUUAAGUGAUCUGAUGCAUGAUACUGUUGCACUCUUACCAUAAAAAAUAACUUCCUCAUAACUUGUAAUCAAUACUGGGCAUUUUUUUAUUUGCACUGUGCAGGAUUUCUCCACACCAGUGGUUUGAGUAAUGUAAUGUAAUUUUUUUUUUUUUUUUUUUAAAUGUUUGACCCCUUCUAGUGUGCACAUGAUUUUAGACCUCACGUUUACCACAAGGAAGUGUUACGCCUUGGAAACUCAGACAUUUUCAAAUUUGACCAAGCAUCAGAGAAACUGCUGUUUCUUUAUCCUUUGUUAUCAUUCUUUCUCAGUGCAAGAGAACACCAAAGACCAUUUUUUUUCCUGAAAAAUUAUUUUCUUUGACUCUUGUUUUACUGUCCUUCCUGUUAUUUUGUUGCCUUAUUACUGUUAGCCAAUCAGAAACUACCAGGUCUCGGAUCAAAUCAGCUGAUUUGAUUUGAUUUGAUUUGCUUUUGAUUAGUUUUUGCCUUUUUUAGAUUUUACACAUUUUUCAGAUGUUUUAUGUGCAUUUAAUCAAGUGUAUAUAACCAAUAAAAUCAACAGCAUUGGGUCAACCCUGCUCAAGAAUACAACAAGUUUAUCCCAGUGUACCUAAUUGCAUAGGACAGGAGCAGUCAGGUCUGUGUGUUUAACCCAGGACUGUUGCCACUGUUUCCUGCCAGUUUCUCUCCCUGGAUUGACUCCAGUUUGUAUGCAGUGCAGUGCAGUUCACUCUUGGCCAUCUCACCACAGUCUCCAAGGGCUUCUGUUUACAACAUGUUUUGAAAAAUGGGGUAUGUAGUCUAGAGAGGUGGAAGCAACUUUGUUCGCUGUGAAGGCUGUCACAGACCCAAGGGACGGAAAUGCUGAUGCUUUGCCCAGCUUCUCAGAGAUGUGCUGGCCCAAAAAGUGUCUGAAAUCUGUCGUGAAUAUUCAGCGUGUGUCCAAGAACAUAGAUUACUUCAUUUUGCAUUUAGAAUGGUUACCCAUUUUGUUUUUUUGUUUUUUUUGUUUUGUUUUUUUGAAGGAAUCUGUCUUCUGCAGUUUUUGACCCACUUGUGGUUUUGUGUUUCUAAUAAUGUGAUGUUGAAAUAGAAAAAAAAAAAAGACUUACCAUGAGGUCCCGUUGAAGCAUGAUGACUGUGUAGAAACUUGUGUGUAUGUUGUGUAUGCGUGUGUAUUGUACACCUCACUCCUGGUGUGUUUUCAUACACACCUACCUUACACAAUAAGAAUUCUCCCCCAAUCCUGCCUGUGUGUUAUCUGGUUGCAGUUAUUGGGUCAUCCCAGAUAUCCCCCAUCCUCUCCCAGGUAUACAUCCACUGCAGUGUUUAACAAAAUGCUAGUUUUAUAUGUCAGCCUAUAUUUUAGGAAAUCUUUGUUGUAGCUUAUUUAAUGGGACCGUGAAUAUCAUUGACUGAGUUAAUGAUGAUGUUCUUGUAGUUAAAUGGGUUUCAAAAAAAAAAAGAAGAAAGUGACAUUCCUUCAACAUGCCCUCCUCUCCCAUUUCCUGCUCCAUCGCCCCUCUGCUCCAGAUACAUGUUGUUAUUAUUACAAAUAAAUAUGUAAAAAGUAUAUGAAAAUAUAAAUAAAUAUGUAAUAAGAACAAACU
This is a messenger RNA of Xiphias gladius (swordfish), 5003 nucleotides long. It is a transcript of the gene fam91a1, whose product is annotated as family with sequence similarity 91 member A1. NCBI's taxonomy places the organism in Eukaryota, Metazoa, Chordata, Actinopteri, Istiophoriformes, Xiphiidae. Gene Ontology annotation, cellular component: cytoplasmic vesicle; trans-Golgi network. Gene Ontology annotation, biological process: intracellular protein transport. The record is from RefSeq and is a predicted model, not a curated record. The transcript has 24 exons. The coding region runs from base 210 to 2711 and encodes 833 amino acids.